This is a messenger RNA of Scutellospora calospora, 159 nucleotides long. The record is from the annotation of a GenBank genome assembly. NCBI's taxonomy places the organism in Eukaryota, Fungi, Glomeromycota, Glomeromycetes, Diversisporales, Gigasporaceae.
AACAAACACAAGAAAGAAGAAAAAGUCCAAAGCUCUAUUCCCAGCGAAGAACAAACACAAGAAAGUCCAAAGUACAAAACUCAGCGAAGAACAAAUACAAGAAAGGAGAAAAAGUCCAAAGCUCUAUUUCUAGUGAAAAACAAAUACAAGAAAGUUUAA